Messenger RNA from Pyrenophora tritici-repentis Pt-1C-BFP, 975 nucleotides. Its product is annotated as Atrophin-1 multi-domain protein. The record is from RefSeq and is a predicted model, not a curated record. Lineage: Eukaryota; Fungi; Ascomycota; Dothideomycetes; Pleosporales; Pleosporaceae. Gene Ontology annotation, molecular function: hydrolase activity, acting on ester bonds.
AUGGUCAAAUCAUUUACCCUCGCCAUGUCGCUGGCUGCCACCAGCCUCGCUUCACCACUAACCUCCUCAUCCUCAUGGCCAGGAUGGAACAACAUCCACCACCUCUUCGUCUUCGGCGACUCCUAUACCCAAACCGGCUUCCAAACAACCCUCAGCCAACCCAGCGAAUCCAACCCAAUGGGCAACCCAUCCUACCCGGGCUACACCUCAUCCAACGGCCCCAACUGGGUUGGGUUCCUCACAACAACCCACAACGCCAGCCGCCUCCUCACAUACACCCUCGCCUCUGGUGGCGCCACCGUCGAUGCCACACUUGUAACUCCCUACGCCCCCACAGUACUCAGCCUAAAAGACCAAGUUCAAUCCCAAUUCCUGCCCACCUACGGCUCGCACCCAGCUUCCGCCCCGUGGACAUCCGACUCCGCGCUAUUCGCCUUCUUCAUCGGUAUCAACGACGUAGGGAAUAGCUGGUGGUUGGGCAACACGACGUUGUACGAUGCCAUUUUCACUGUAUAUGCAAAACAGCUGGACGACUUGUAUGAGACGGGGGCGAGGAAUUUCUUGUUUUUGAGUGUACCGCCGGUUAAUUUGGCGCCGUUGACGCUGCAGAAGGACGAUGGUGGGUAUGCGGUAAAGACGGAGGGAGAGAUUAUUCAGGAUUGGAAUAAGAGGUUGGGGGUAAUGGUAGAUGCAUUCCAGGCAAGGUAUCCUGGGACGACGAAGGCGUUUGUGCAUGAUACUUGGGGCGUGUUUAAGAGCGUUAUUGGGGAUCCAAAAAGCUUUGAACAGACUGCUGGGUUGAAGAAUGUUACGGGGUAUUGUGAGGCGUAUAAGAGUGGAACGCCGACGUGGUAUACAAAGGACGCGAGCUGCGAAUAUGCGGUCAAUGAGUACUUGUGGCUGAACGAGUUGCAUCCUACCUUUCCAGUGCACAAUGCUACAGCGGCGUCGAUUGCGAAGCUGUUGCAGAGUUAG